Molecule: messenger RNA, 3143 nt
Organism: Gossypium raimondii (Peruvian cotton)
Lineage: Eukaryota; Viridiplantae; Streptophyta; Magnoliopsida; Malvales; Malvaceae
Product: beta-adaptin-like protein B
Exons: 15
Coding region: 136-2844 (902 amino acids)
Biological process (GO): vesicle-mediated transport; intracellular protein transport
Cellular component (GO): clathrin adaptor complex; membrane coat
Molecular function (GO): clathrin binding
Source: RefSeq, a predicted model, not a curated record
UUUUUUCAAUCCUCGAUCUGGUCUUGUUUAUAUGAUCUUUCACACAGUUUGUUCGCCAUCGUUUCCUUUUUACUUUUUCUUCUUCGUCGACUCCAAUCUACAACACCACCAAGAGGAGGUCUCGAAGAGUGAGAAAUGAGCGGUCACGAUUCAAAGUACUUCUCAACGACGAAGAAGGGAGAAAUCCCUGAACUCAAGGAAGAGCUCAAUUCUCAGUACAAGGAUAAAAGAAAAGAUGCCGUAAAGAAGGUUAUUGCCGCAAUGACGGUUGGGAAGGAUGUGUCAUCACUGUUCACAGAUGUGGUGAAUUGCAUGCAAACAGAGAAUUUGGAGCUGAAAAAGCUUGUUUAUUUGUAUCUCAUAAAUUAUGCUAAAAGUCAGCCCGACCUUGCUAUUCUUGCAGUAAAUACAUUUGUAAAGGAUUCACAGGAUCCAAAUCCUCUAAUUCGUGCUUUGGCUGUUCGGACUAUGGGAUGCAUCCGUGUUGAUAAGAUCACAGAAUAUCUUUGUGAUCCUCUUCAGAGGUGCCUAAAGGAUGAUGAUCCAUAUGUUCGCAAGACAGCUGCCAUAUGUGUUGCUAAACUUUAUGAUAUAAAUGCUGAGUUGGUUGAGGAUAGGGGUUUUCUGGACUCUCUCAAGGAUUUGAUAUCUGACAAUAACCCAAUGGUUGUGGCUAAUGCUGUGGCAGCUCUUGCUGAGAUACAAGAGAAUAGUAGUGGACCAAUAUUUGAAAUCACUACUCCCACACUUACAAAGCUUCUUACUGCUCUUAAUGAAUGCACAGAGUGGGGUCAAGUUUUUAUACUUGACGCUCUCUCCAGAUACAAGGCAUCUGAUGCACGUGAAGCAGAAAAUAUUGUGGAAAGAGUUACGCCACGGCUUCAACAUGCUAAUUGCGCUGUUGUACUUUCAGCUGUUAAGAUGAUUCUUCAACAAAUGGAACUUAUCACUAGCACUGAUGUUGUUAGAAAUCUUUGCAAAAAGAUGGCUCCUCCUCUUGUGACCUUACUCUCUGCUGAACCCGAGAUACAAUAUGUUGCAUUGCGGAAUAUCAACCUCAUAGUACAAAGACGGCCUACGAUUCUUGCCCAUGAAAUCAAGGUAUUCUUCUGCAAGUACAAUGAUCCAAUUUAUGUGAAGAUGGAGAAGUUAGAAAUCAUGAUAAAGCUUGCUUCCGACCGAAAUAUAGACCAGGUUUUAUUGGAGUUCAAAGAAUAUGCAACAGAAGUAGAUGUAGAUUUUGUCAGAAAGGCUGUUCGUGCCAUCGGUCGUUGUGCUAUCAAGUUAGAGAGAGCAGCUGAACGGUGCAUCAGUGUUUUGCUUGAGUUGAUCAAGAUUAAAGUGAACUAUGUUGUUCAAGAGGCUAUUAUAGUUAUCAAAGAUAUCUUUAGAAGAUAUCCUAACACAUAUGAAUCUAUUAUUGCAACCCUCUGUGAGAGCUUGGACACUUUGGAUGAGCCAGAAGCUAAGGCUUCAAUGAUAUGGAUAAUUGGAGAAUAUGCUGAAAGAAUUGACAAUGCUGACGAGCUCCUUGAAAGCUUCUUGGAGAGUUUCCCUGAAGAACCUCCCCAAGUUCAACUGCAGCUGCUAACUGCAACAGUCAAACUUUUUCUGAAGAAGCCUACAGAAGGCCCACAGCAGAUGAUUCAGGUUGUAUUGAAUAAUGCUACUGUGGAAACUGACAAUCCUGAUUUACGGGACCGUGCCUACAUUUAUUGGCGCCUUCUAUCAACUGAUCCUGAGGCAGCUAAGGAUGUUGUGUUAGCUGAGAAACCUGUGAUCAGUGAUGAUUCAAACCAACUGGAUUCGACCCUUCUUGAUGAGCUUCUUGCCAAUAUCGCUACACUUUCUUCUGUCUAUCACAAACCUCCUGAUGCUUUUGUAACUCGUGCAAAGACUGCAACACAGAAAACUGAAGACGAUGACUACCCUGAUGGAAAUGAAACUAGGUAUUCUGAAACACUUUCCAAUGCUGCUAAUGGUGGUGCAUCACCACCCAGUUCUAGUAGUGUCCCACAUGCUGCAGCUAGGCAGCCAGCUCCUGCCCCAGCUGCUCCUGCACCUGCUGCAGUGCCUGACCUCUUAAGUGAUCUGAUUGGCCUUGAUAACAAUCAAAUUGUCCCCGCUGAUCAGCCUGCCACAUCUUCUGGCCCCCCUUUGCCUAUUUUAUUACCAGCAGGAAGUGGACAGGGUUUGCAAAUCAGUGCACAAUUAGUUCGACAGGAUGGUCAAAUAUUUUACAGUUUACUGUUUGAGAAUAACACACAGAUCACACUCGAUGGAUUUAUGAUUCAGUUUAACAAGAAUUCAUUCGGUCUGGCAGCUGCUGGACCUCUUCAGGUUCCCCCAUUGGCACCUGGAGCAUCAGCAAGAACAUUGCUGCCCAUGGUAUUGUUCCAGAAUACGUCUACUGGUCCUCCAAACACUCUUCUGCAGGUUGCUGUUAAAAAUAGUCAGCAACCAGUCUGGUACUUCAAUGACAAAAUCUUGUUGCACGUGUUCUUUACCGAGGAUGGGAGAAUGGAGCGAACUAGUUUUCUUGAGACAUGGAGGUCACUACCCGAUUCAAAUGAGGUCUUGAAAGAAUUCCCAGGCAUCAUGGUGACCACUGCUGAAGCAACCCUUGAUCGACUAGCUGCAUCAAACAUGUUCUUUAUAGCGAAGCGCAAACAUGCCAAUCAAGAUGUAUUCUACUUCUCAGCCAAGAUCCCUCGAGGUAUACCUUUCUUGAUUGAACUUACAACAAUAAUUGGAAACCCGGGUGUGAAGUGUGCGAUCAAGACCCCAAAUCCAGAGAUGGCGCCACUGUUUUUCGAAGCUAUUGAAACACUCCUGAAGGCAUGAUGAUUCUUUUACCCUUUGUUAUUUUUGAACUCGGUUAUAAAAAUGUUAAAAUGCAUGUAAAAUUCAUCUUCGAGCAACCCAGUUUUUGGAUUCACAUUCUUGCUAAUCUCCCCAUCUGCCCCCUUUUAAAUAAUCCCUGCAUGUUUGCUUUCUGUAUUACUUUUAACUUUCAGUUUACUUUUUUCUUCUAUUGUUGCAAGUGUUUUCCAUUUUUGUGUUGAAUACUAUUUGUACAAUUAACUUUUCCAUAUUUUUCAGAGAGAAAAAAAAACUGAACAUAUGUAUUUUUACGCUGUUAA